AUGUUAGAUCAGACGAAGCUUUUAAAUUCGCUAAUUGUGAAUUAUACUCUAAAUGACAAUACUGUCGAUUCUUUUGUACCUUUUAUUCUUGAAACUAUAACACACUAUCGGUUACUGGUCACAGAGAAAGCUAAUAAUGCAAGGCAAGAAACCAACUCGGCAGAACAAGGUCCAAUUCAUAAAUGGUGUACACGUAUUAAUUCCUUGCUGCAGUCCAAAGUUAGUGGUGCAAAAUGGGCUGGGGUUUCGUUUGUGAAGAUUUCUAUUCAACAAUCCGAGGCAUUGUUUACUCAGAACUUACAAUCUUGGUCUUCUGCUUUAUUAAAUUUGCUUACGCGACCGGAGUCAGCUCUUAUUUUGUCCGAUGUCAUUCUGACACUUUCUAAUAUGUUUGGAAAAACCAUCAACAAACCUGAGUUACAAAGGGAGGUAACUUCACACCAACUUCCUCGUUUUAAUACAACACUCUUAAAUCUGUCGGAAAAUAAAGAACUUCUGACCACAAUGUUUGAUGCAUUAUCCCAAUCAUGCAUGCAGUUUCCAAACAUAUUUCGUCCAUUUUUUGAAAAUACACAAAAAUUAUGUCUUAGUGUUCUGGAUGGAACGCUCGAUAAUGGAUCAUCUAUUGUCCAAUCUGCUGCUAAUUGCCUUGCAAGCAUAAUAAAUACAGGUGGUAAAACAAAUUCGUUGGCUCAUUGGAAGUCAAUUUCAUUAAGAUUAAUUGGAUCGUUAAAUUUCAUAUUGGAUCGAUUAUUUGAUACUAUUGAUGAAGAGAAGCAUGCUUCAAAUAAUCAAUCUCAAUUUGGGUUCCCACCAGUUUCUGAAGAUUACAUUAUUGCCUUUCCAAUUUUGUUUUCAAGAUUCCAAUGUUUGUGUGAAUGUAUUAUCUCCUUAAUGAGUUUGCCGACUUCUACACCAGUUCAUGUUCCCAUGAACCAAUUCCUUGAUCUUCUCUGCAGAGUAUAUAAUGUUUGUGAUGGUUCAUUCGCAAGUGUUUAUUUUUAUAAUUUUAAAUCAGAUAUAAUUGCCCCGGGGCUAUUGCGCAAUUCCACAUAUCGGUUGACUUCUCUUUGUAUACAAAAAUAUGGGAUUGGAUUUAUAAAUUUUAUAAUAUCACCUCUAUUGGCCUCCAUUAUUGAUGACAUUAGAAUAAAACAGAAACCACAGCGUGAUGUAUUAGCUGAUAUAAUACCCAGUGCUGGAAAGAGAGGAGGCAAGAACAAGAAACGACAGAUUACAGAUUCAGAUGAGCUUAUCAACUCUGGCAUUCAAGAAUCCAAUAGCGUGAAUGUUGGUGUACAAAUCAGUGCCUUAGAAGUUUUGAAAACUUUGUCUACAGUUGGUGGUUCCUUGAUACCUUGUAAUUCUCGCACUACUAUCGAUAAUAUCAUUAUGUCACAGAUUUUAGCACCAUUUUCUCAAUUUACAAAUACUUCAAGUAUAACUCGUAACGAGAGUGACGUCCAACUAAAGUUAUAUGAAUGUUUACUUUCUUCAAUUGUUGCUCCGUCAGCGUUUCAACCUACAAUACUUCCUCAUGCUCUGCGUAUUUUCUCAUCUGGUCUAAAUGCACAAUCACGACAAUUGCAAUCAUUUAGCAUCCAAGCAUUAGCAAUAUGUGACCUUAUAUUUCAUAGUCGUCUGCCACCACUUCAAAGAUUACCAAAUGAUUUGAUUUUAUCUGACAAAAAUGAUACCGUUAUCGUUACAGAAAUUAAUGAUUCGACAUCUAUAGCCUCUCCUAUCCAAACAGCAUCGCCUAUAGUCGCUUCUAUCAAAACAGCAUCACCUAUAGUCGUUCCUGUUGAAACAGCAUCGCCUAUAGCAUCUUCUAUCCAAACAGCAUCCCCCAUAGUCGCACCUAUCAAAACUGCAUCACCUAUAGUCUCCUCUGUAAAAGCAGCAUCCCCUAUUAUUGCUCCUACCAAAUCAGAGCCUUUCAAUAAUAGUCUCGCAUCAGUCGCAAGUUACGACAAAAACUUUUUAUCACCAAAAAAGAUUAUAUCCUUGUCUGAAAAAAAUGACAACGUUGUUACAGAAACUAAUGAUUUGAUAUCAUUAUCUGAUAAAAAUGAUAAUUCAAACAUGAAGAGGGCGCGAUUGGAUGAUGUUGAGGAUCAGAUUCGUAUGCAUAAGUCGUUUCGGAAUGAUUAUACUGAUUCUGAUGAGGAUGAGGAAAUGCCCGAGAUUGUGCCGGAUGCUGUUGGACCAAGUUCUUCUACCUCUCUUAAUAUCCUUGGUUCAACAUCAACAAUUGCUACUUCUGAUGUAUCUGCAAAUUAUCAAAUCGAUGGUCAUCAUUUGAAACAUGAAUGCUUAUCAAAGAACUUAGUUUUAAAAGAACAUGCAAAGGCAUUGAUUCAACAAAAAUGGAAUUUACUUCUCCAAAAAUACUAUGACAUAAAAGAUAGGAUUGCAAGCACAGGUGAAGAACCUGUUCAGAAUAAUUGGGAAUGUUUUAAUGACAUUGAUAAGUAUUUAAGAAAAGAUUCUAGCAUUACUGCACCUAUCAUGAGCAAUUCACUUUAUGGA
Messenger RNA from Cetraspora pellucida, 2532 nucleotides. Lineage: Eukaryota; Fungi; Glomeromycota; Glomeromycetes; Diversisporales; Gigasporaceae. The record is from the annotation of a GenBank genome assembly.